Molecule: messenger RNA, 4756 nt
Organism: Aegilops tauschii subsp. strangulata
Lineage: Eukaryota; Viridiplantae; Streptophyta; Magnoliopsida; Poales; Poaceae
Product: premnaspirodiene oxygenase
Molecular function (GO): monooxygenase activity; iron ion binding; heme binding
Source: RefSeq, a predicted model, not a curated record
UUCCUCUCCAUGUGCUCCUCGUGUUGCCUUAUCCAUACAUGGUGACCCAAAGAUGUGCCAUGCCGUUCCUUCUGAUAAGGCAGCAACAUUGACCGGCCAUGUCGUGUGGUGGGCAGCAUGGCUUGCGCGUAUGGUCUGCCCUGUCGAUGGUUAUACUUAUCAGGGGACAUGCAGGCAGAGAUGGAGUCACCUGCCAAGAGCUAGCUGGUGGGAUAUGGAUGCAGAGUAUAUAGAAGAGAUGGCCAUGGAGCGAUUUGGUUUGCGGCGCCGCUGUGCAUGCAUGUUGGCGACGCGUGCUGCCGAAAUUUUCCGGCGGGGGUUCCUACAACUUGUCGAAAUUUUGGCCUUGUUUGUAAGGAAACGGAAACUUCAGGGGGUUGCUAUGAAAUGGUAGGGUCUUGGAUGCAAAGAUUUUGCUAUUUUGCGCGGAUGAAGAAAAGGAAGAAAUAAUUAAUAAUUGGGUGAGUUGUGCGUACGAGAGAUGGUUGGACGACGAGUGCGUGCAGCGUGCAUGCGGUCCGUCGAGUUGGUUCGUUCGUUCACAAUAAAAGAGAUUUGGAGGCCUCCAUCGAGUUGGCUCGUCCGUUCGCAGCUAGCUAGUGAAUCAAUUUAGUAAACAGUCUAAUGGUAUAACAGUUUUUGAUUAUGAAAAACCAUGCAUAUAUGCAUAUAAGAUAAUUAGAAGGAGAGGGUAUCUGGUACUAGUUGUGACGUGUCACUUCAAGUUGUCGGGGCUGAUGUCGUAGCAGGUGACGGCAGGCGAUUUUGACUUGUCUAGUAGAGAUCGCAUUGCCAAGUUUAAUCCGGGCAUGGGUGGUGCCACGGAAUGCAAACAAAUCGCUCCGGUGCAGCCAAGAUGAUCAGAUGACCAGAAAGAUAAGACUCUACGCAUGGCCACUAUAAAUAUCCAAACCUCCUCAUGAAACAACAUCAGCGCACGACGUACGCUUGAAGCCCAUCGAGCUCAAAGCUACUGGCCAUGGCUGCUGAGAGCCCAGCAUACUACUCGCUCCUCCUGCCUCUCUUUCUGGUCGUGGUACCUGCGCUCUACUUGGCGGGUGUGUUCCGUAGCCGUAGGAGGUCUGCCGGCCGACAACGGUUUCCGCCGGGGCCAUGGGCGCUGCCGGUGAUCGGCCACCUGCACCACCUCGCCGGCUCGUCGGUCCCGCCGCACCACGCCAUGCGCGACCUGGCUCGGCGCCACGGCCCGCUCAUGCUGCUCCGGUUCUGCCAGCUCCCCGUGCUCGUGGUCUCCUCACCGGACGCGGCGCGCGAGAUCAUGAAGACCCACGACGUGGCCUUCGCGUCGCGGCCCCUCAGCCCGACCAUCCAGCUCUUCCUGCGUGGCUCCGAGGGCCUCGUCUUCGCGCCCUACGGCGACGGCUGGCGGCAGCUCCGCAAGAUCUGCACCCUGGAGCUCCUCAGCAACCGCCGCGUCCACUCCUUCCGCGCUGUCAGAGCGGAGGUGCUGGGACGCCUGCUCCGCUCCGUCGCGUCGUCGGCGUCGGCGCCGGCGCCGGCGCCCGUGAACCUGACCCGGGGGCUAGCGUCGUUCGUCGCGGACUCCUCGGUGCAGGCCAUGGUCGGCCGCCUGAGGAGCGACGACCGCGACACCCUGUUCACGCUGCUGCGGGAGGGGCUUAAGAUCGUGCCGGGGAUGACCCUGCCGGACCUCUUCCCGUCGUCCCGGCUCGCCAUGCUCCUCAGCCGCGUGCCCGCCAGGAUCGACCACCGCAACAAACGAAUGGCCGCCUUCAUGGACUCCGUCAUCCGGCAGCAUCGGGACAAGAAGAGAUCAGCCGCUUGCGCCGACGGCGACGCAGAGGACUUGCUUGACGUGCUCUUGAGGCUCCAGGACGACAUGGACUCCCAGUAUCCCUUCACCACGGACAACAUCAAAUUGGUCAUCAUAGACCUGAUUAGUGCGAGCAGCGAGACCACGUCGACCACGCUGGUGUGGGCAAUGGCCGAGCUGCUCCGUAAGCCGGCGGCCAUGCGGAGGGCGCAGGACGAGGUCCGGCGGCAGCUCGACGGCCACCGCAGGGUCACGGAGGACGGCCUCACGGACCUGCACUACCUGCGGCUGGUCAUCAAGGAGACGCUCAGGCUGCACCCGCCGGUGAUGCUCAAACGGGAGUGCGGCGGCCCGCGGCAGCAGUUGCUCGGCUUCGACGUGCCACAGGGCGCCAUGGUGCUGGUCAACGCCUGGGCGAUGGGCAGGGACCCGGCCCACUGGGACUCCGCCGAGGAGUUCGUCCCGGAGAGGUUCGACAACUGUGGUACGCCGGACUUCAAGGGGGUGGACUUCGAGUUCCUGCCGUUCGGCGCCGGCCGGAGGAUAUGCCCCGGCGUCUCCUUUGGCCUCGUGCACCUCGAGCUCGCGCUCGCGGCGCUGCUCUUCCAUUUCGACUGGAAGCUGCCGGACGGGAUGGUCCCCGAGGAGCUGGACAUGACUGAGGAGGCCGGGCUCAUCACGCGCCGCCGGGCCGAGCUAGUGGUGUUCGCUGUCCCUCACGUUCCUCUGCCCACAGAUCAGUAGAGGUACUUCGGUACUUGGGUUUCCAUAGAAAAACGCUAUCAAAAGCUGCAAAUUUAAGAUACCGGUUCACAAUUUACACUGCGUGUUUUUUUGAGCGCGCGUUUUUGGGCAUCUGCUAAAAUAAUGUUGUGUUCGGCGCACUAAAAGUGUUAUAGUGGCACGCUAAAACUAUUUUAGGGCGCGGAAUUUUUGUGCACAUGUUGAAGAUGCUCUAACUGUGGUAAGAUAAAAAGGGGAGGUUCCCUAAGACAAUGAUCUAAUUUGGCAUAAAAGUAAUAGAAACCUCAGAAAAUACAAGCUAAAAGAUGCGCAACUUGAUUGGCUUUCCUAACACAAUGAUCGAAUUUGACAUUGACAAAACCUUAACAUAAAAAGGACCAUAUUCUUCAUAAACAGCAGCUUGCUACGCAAAAGAUGUGUUUGGUUGGUUACAUCCCUUUUGAUGUAUUUGCAUCUGUGUCUGGUUGAGUGAAUACAAGCCAAAAAUCAUGUUCAUCACAUGGUUUGGUUGCCCACAUCCUCUCUAGUCUGGCUGAGAAAAAACACGCACACAGCUGUUUGGUUACAAGCGUUUUCUCCUCAUAUACAGCAUACUGUUGUUGUUUGGUUACGUACGCAGUAUGCACAGAUGAUUAAUCUCAUCUCUUAUACACGUGAUGAACUUAUCUCACGUGGAAACUGGGUGCUGAAGGAAGAAGAGAAGGGCUAGCUCCAGGUAGAAGAAGGUUUGACAACCCUCAGAUGCUCAUCCAACGGCCACGAGAUCAAGUGGGCGUGAAUCAUUAGCUAGGUGACUAAGCUCAUGUGUGACCCAUUUGAGAGAGGAUUUGCUAGUGGAACCGGUUUCCACCGGGUAUCUCGCCGCCGUCAGAUGGUGCUAAGAUUCAGACGUAUAUACUACUAGUUGAAUGCCCGUACAUUGUCACGGGACGAGAUAAUGCUGCUGCUUUAGACGUAUUUUAUUUAGGUGACAUAUUAAAUUCAUACUCUAGCCAUUCCAUCUAUGAGUCCGACGUCAAAAAGAGCGAGCAAUAUUUCAACAUGUUUGUUCCGCUUCAUCCCAUUUUUCAUUGGUUCUACUUUUUUAUCGACACAAUCUUAUUUCUCUCCACCAGACAAACGUUGCUAUCCCUUCCAUGUCUUUUAUCUCGGUCCACUCCUUCGCUCAAGCUCUGGUGCCAUCGCUCUACGUCUGACCACAUAGUUUCACUUUUAACAUGAUAAGCUGUCGCUUAUGAUGCUACGACAAAAAUAUACCCGCACUAUUGCUAGGGACAAGUGUAUAGGAGGAUCUGUUGGCAACAACUUUGCUUUUUCGCCCAGUGUUGCCAUUACUUAAGCACUUCUGCGAUCACAAUUUCUGGAAUCCUUAAUUACUACCACCAGAAAGGGAAUGUGACCACAGCUCUCCUUUUUUCAAUCUUAUCUUCAAUUUUUAUUUUCAGAAUAAAAGGGUAGAAUUCGGACACUAUAUAAGGAAGCCUAAUUCGACUACACUUCGCUUGGCUUCACCCCAAGCCCACACAUCAUUCUCCGAUAGAAGGUUGGUUUAUAUUUAAGAUUUUUCAUACAAAUUUAGAUAAAGCACUUUGAAUAUUAAAUCGAAGGAGUGACAUUACCAAGGUUAUAGAUAGACAUAGGCCGGGAGAAGGAGAGGCAUGUGUACGUUCUGAAGACACCAGAUACUUGGAUAACAAACUUGUACGAAGGCCAAUAUGAUGUUGCAUCAUACAUUCGUGAAUGACCUAUAUUUGGUACUUCAAAAUACAACAGAACAGAAUCCAACUGAAUGUAGAGAAAAAAUAGAACCCACCUGCUGCUGGCCGUCACAUGCAAGCAGCAAAAACUAUGCAUAAACCAAGAUGUGGUGGGCAGCAUAAGUAAGAAAAUAAAAACCUUUAUUUUGCAUAACCAUGUAUCGAAAUCCAAGCGCAACAAAGGCAAAUGUCAUAUCUCUUACAUCUUGAUCGAAUAAGCUUCUCGCAAGAACAACCGUAAUAAGGACCAAAAAGGAAUCAACUAAAAGUAGAAUAUAUAACAAUAGAGCAACGGCCAAACUUGAAAGGUUACAACUGUUGUCCAGUGGAGCAGCCUUUGCCAAACAAAGCAAAACACUCGAACAAUUUUGUUAAAGAUAAACGGAAUUAUAUACAAAAUCCAAUCAAGACGAGCUGUAACUCCAUGUUCCAGAACAACAUAUAUAAGGAAUAUAUAAAG